AAAAAAAAAAAGGCACUCACACGGUCUCAACUCUGUCAUUCAUAAAUAAAAACCUCAACACAUUCUCCACCAUCACAAACAAAUCCAUUAAUCUUCUUCUUCUUCCUCAAACUCACUCAAACAUUCAUUCAACAAAAUUAUGGACUCAGUAAAUUCUUUUAAAGGGUACGGCAAAGUUGACGACAUCGAACAGAAAGCAUUCACACGAAAAACAAGAAAACGGCUCAUCAUUCUCUCUGUCUCCUCCAUUAUUCUCGUGGCUGCAAUAAUCGGAGCCGUUGUCGGAACAGUAGUACACAAAAGAAACAACAACUCGUCUCCAAACUCAGCUGUCCCAACCGAGUUAACUCCCUCCGCUUCACUCAAAGCAGUGUGCAGUAUAACUCAGUACCCCGGUUCUUGUUUUUCCAGCAUUUCCAAUCUUGAAACUGCUAACACUAGCGACCCAGAAGUUCUUUUUAAACUCUCUUUACAUGUUGCUAUGAAUGAGCUUUCAAAAAUUAAAGAUUACCCUUCUAAACUUCUUGGGAAUACUAAUCUUAAUCUUGAUGCUUCUGUUAGAGCUGCUUUAACUGUUUGUGAAUCUGUGUUUGAUGAUGCUGUUGAUAUGCUUAAUGAUUCAAUUUCUUCCAUGUCUGUUGGUGAUGAUAGUCAGCAGAUUUUGUCUCAGAUUAAGAUUAAUGAUAUGAAAACCUGGCUUAGUACUACUCUUACUGAUCAAGAAACUUGUUUAGAUGCAUUAAUUGAAGUCAAUGCCACUGAGAAUGUUGCAAUUCUUGAGGAUGUGAGACUAGCAAUGGAGAAUUCGACUGAGUUUUCGAGUAAUAGUUUAGCUAUUGUUACGAAGAUUAUUAAUUUGUUGUCGGAUUUUAAUAUCCCUAUUCAUAGGAGAUUGCUAGGGUUUGAGAGGCCGAACUCGGGUUUUCCGAGUUGGGUUAGUGUGGGAGAUAGGCGGCUUCUUCAAGAGGCAAAACCUACUCCGGAUGUGACUGUGGCGAAGGAUGGAAGUGGGAAUUUUACUUCCAUUGAAGAGGCAGUGAAUGCUGUUCCUAAGAAGAGUGCAUCUAGAUUUGUCAUUUAUGUGAAGGAGGGUGUUUAUGUUGAAAAUAUACUCAUGGAUAAAAAUAAGUGGAAUGUGAUGAUAUAUGGCGACGGAAAGGAUAAAACUGUCAUUUCUGGUAGCAAGAAUUUCGUGGACGGUACUCCGACUUUCUCUACCGCAACUUUUGCUGUUCAGGGCAAGGGGUUUAUUGCAAGAGACAUAAAGUUCAUAAACACAGCAGGACCAGCAAAGCACCAAGCAGUUGCUUUCAGGUCCGGCUCAGACAUGUCAGUAUACUCGCAGUGUUCAUUCGAUGCAUAUCAAGACACUCUCUACGCUCACUCCAACCGACAAUUCUACCGCGACUGUGACAUUACAGGCACUAUCGACUUCAUUUUCGGAAACGCUGCAGUCGUAUUCCAGAAUUGCAACAUAAUGCCAAGGCAGCCUCUACCAAACCAGUUCAACACCAUCACAGCUCAGGGCAAAAAAGACGCUAACCAAAACACUGGCAUUUCCAUUCAGAAAUGCAAUUUCCUCGCUCUUGGUGGCAAUCUUACAGCCCCCACAUAUCUCGGAAGGCCCUGGAAAGAAUAUUCCACUACUGUUAUAAUGCAGUCCAAUAUUGCCUCAUUUCUGAACCCAUUGGGGUGGAUGUCAUGGGUCAGCGGUGUCGAUCCGCCCAGCUCAAUAUUCUACGGCGAGUAUAGUAAUACCGGUCCCGGGGCUAAUGUUGAGAAAAGGGUUCAAUGGAGUGGUUAUAAGCCUGUUAUGACAGAAGCUGAAGCAGGAAAAUUUGCUGUAGGAUCUUUUAUACAAGGUACUGAUUGGCUCCCAGCUACUUCUGUGGCAUUUGAUUCAAAUCUAUGAUCUAAAUUGGUUUGAGAUUAUGGCUACAAGUGUGAGAAACUUUACAAAUUGUGGAUGGUUUUUACUAAUUUCUUUUGUUUAUAGACAUUAGAAGAUAAUUUUUUUGUUUCUACAGUGUUUUGAGUUCGUAUUUAUAAUAAUUAUGAGUUCUUUUA
Messenger RNA from Mercurialis annua (annual mercury), 2067 nucleotides. RefSeq names its product pectinesterase 3. Gene Ontology annotation, biological process: cell wall modification. Bases 140 to 1912 code for a protein of 590 amino acids. The record is from RefSeq and is a predicted model, not a curated record. NCBI's taxonomy places the organism in Eukaryota, Viridiplantae, Streptophyta, Magnoliopsida, Malpighiales, Euphorbiaceae. Gene Ontology annotation, molecular function: pectinesterase inhibitor activity; pectinesterase activity. The transcript has 2 exons.